Ceratotherium simum simum (southern white rhinoceros) is the source of this 2938-nucleotide messenger RNA. It is a transcript of the gene MON1B, whose product is annotated as MON1 vesicular trafficking associated B. Lineage: Eukaryota; Metazoa; Chordata; Mammalia; Perissodactyla; Rhinocerotidae. Gene Ontology annotation, cellular component: Mon1-Ccz1 complex. Gene Ontology annotation, biological process: protein targeting to vacuole; vesicle-mediated transport. The record is from RefSeq and is a predicted model, not a curated record.
ACAGACUUCAGAACAAGACGUGGGCCCGGCCGGCCUCCGUUGGCCGCGCGAGCCAGGGCGGUGGGAAGGAGUCCAGAGGGGGCUCACUGGGUUCCCAGCCAGGCCCGACUUAGAUCUGGGAGUGGCGCGCGCCAUCUCAACGGGAUGUGCAGAUGGAGGCCGGAGGAGACACUGCUGCCCCAGCCCCCGGGGACGCGGAGGACGUGGAGGAUACGCGGUUCCCCAGUGAGGAGGCUGGAGACGGUGGAAGUGUUCACGAGGGCCCGCCGGAUCCUGAAGACGAGGGCCUGGAGGAUACAGGAUUGGAGACCAAAGACCAGCCACCCAGCCUGCUGUCACCACUGCCGCAGUCAGAGGCCCCAUCAUGCACCUGUGGGCUCUGGGGUCCUGCAGCCUCUGAGAAUAGUCCCAUGGGUGGCCCUGAGAGUGGCUCUGGGGGCCAGGGCGGGGACCCCAGUGACGAGGACUGGCGCAGCAAGCGGAAGCACGUGUUUGUGCUGAGCGAGGCAGGCAAGCCCAUCUACUCGAGGUACGGGAGUGUGGAGGCACUGUCAACUACCAUGGGUGUGAUGACAGCCCUCGUGUCCUUCGUGCAGAGUGCAGGAGACGCCAUCCGCGCCAUAUAUGCUGAGGACCACAAGCUGGUGUUCCUACAGCAGGGCCCCCUGCUGCUGGUGGCCGUGUCAAGGACUCCUCAGUCAGCAUCCCAGCUGCGGGGGGAGUUGCUAGCUGUGCACGCACAGAUCGUGAGCACACUGACGCGCGCAAGCGUGGCCCGCAUCUUCGCACGCAAGCAGAACUAUGACCUCCGCCGCCUCCUGGCCGGCUCGGAGCGCACGCUAGACCGGCUUCUGGACAGUGUGGAGCGGGACCCAGGUGCCCUGCUCCUGGGCGCCGUGCGCUGUGUGCCCCUCGCUCGCCCGCUGCGGGAAGCGCUGGGUGCGCUGCUACGACGGUGCACAGCACCCGGCCUGGCACUGUCAGUGCUGGCGGUUGGCGGUCGACUGGUGACAGCAGCCCAGGAGCGGACUGUGCUGGCCGAGUGCCGGCUGGACCCAGCUGACCUGCAGUUGCUGCUCGACUGGGUGGGCGCCCCGGCCUUUGCAGCAGGAGAAGCUUGGGCACCUGUGUGCCUGCCCCGCUUCAACCCCGAUGGUUUCUUCUACGCCUAUGUGGCCCGCCUGAAUGCCAUGCCUGUCUGCCUGCUGCUGCUUGGCACCGACCCUGAGGCCUUCCAUGACAUGGCCACCUGCCGGCGCCUGGUUGAAGACGGCAUGCACACCCUCGGUGCCAUGCGUGCCCUUCGGGAGGCUGCCGGCUUCUCUAAUGCCCCCUCAGCCAAUGCCCCUGCCUACAGUGUGCAGGCUGUGGGGGCACCCGGCCUCCGGCACUUCCUCUAUAAGCCGCUCGACAUCCCUGACCAUCACCGCCAGCUGCCCCAGUUUACCAGCCCUGAGCUAGAGGCCCCGUACAGCAGGGAGGAGGAGCGGCAGCGCCUGUCGGACCUGUACCACCGCCUGCACGCGCGUCUCCACAGCACUUCCCGGCCCCUGCGCCUCAUUUAUCACGUGGCUGAGAAGGAGACGCUGCUGGCCUGGGUGACCUCCAAAUUUGAGCUCUAUACCUGCCUCAGCCCCCUGGUGACCAAGGCAGGUGCCAUCUUGGUAGUGACCAAACUCCUGCGCUGGGUGAAGAAAGAAGAGGAUCGACUCUUCAUUCGUUACCCACCCAAGUACUCCACACCCCCAGCAGCCCCAGCUGCCUCCACGGACCACGCUUCCCAUAAUGGCUUGUUCACUGGACCUUGAGAGGCAGAGCUCCCAGAUUGGGAGGGACCACCUUUGGCUUUUACCUUCUGUCUCCACCCUAGAAAUGGGGCAGGGGUGGGAGGCUGGUGGUGUCUGUGGCUGGUGCCUGUCUCCCUGGACAAAGGGGCAAGAUCUGAGGGCCUGCCCACAAAUGAGAGAUGGGUGGCAACAUGAUCGCACACAGGUGAGCAGGCUGCUUCCCCAGCCCCCUCAUGCAGCUCCACCUCUGGGGAAAUCCUUAGGCCUCCCCCUUCCCCUCCCUCUGCCUCACCUUCUCCACUUGGAUGAUGUUCAAGCCUCUGCCAGGGGUUGCCUCCUCCAGUCCUGGGCACCACACCUGCCCUGCAUGGGGAGUCUGCCUCCUCGAUGGGAUCUCAGCCCUGAGUGUCCAGAACUGGCCAAGGUCUCUCUGGGGGCCCACAGGGAUUCUGGAAUUGGGAAUGCAGGGCCAUCCUGUGCCUGGAACUGGCCUGAGGAUAUUUUAAAGAAAAACUUUACACGAAAGGUCUAAAACCAAUCCCCACAGGGACACUCCUUUGCCCUUCAUGUACUUCAUCUUUAUUUUGUCAAAAAUACCCCCAUCAAUGUUGGCUGCUGCUAAUAUUAAUGAGAAGGUGACCUCCAGGGUCUACCUGCUGUGUAACCCAGGGCAAAGCCCCUGACCUCACACGGUGGCUAAGAUCCAGAAUUUUUACACAGGAGGUGCACUUGGCUUCUAGGCUCAUCGUACUCAUCCGUGAAAUGGAGAUGACCUCUCAUAGGCUGUUCAGUGAGGAUUUGUGAAUGAAAAGGGACUCAAACUCUUGUUUACCACCGCAGAGCACGUGCACAUUUGUCCCAGCCCUGCACAGCCUGCACAACACAGGCAACCUGGAGAGGGAAAGACCUCUCUAGAGUAUGUGUGGAUUCGCACAACACCCACUCUCCAACCGACCGAGACCAGUAAUUCUGGCCUCGUUUUGUCUCGUGGUGUACGCAUGCGCACUGUCGCUCAAGGGCUCGGGGCGCUCCGCCUGCCGGGACCUGAGACCCCGUUGCUCCUCCUCCUGGUCAACUGAUGGGUAAACGCGCACUGCACGCAUGCGCGCUGCAGGGCCUUUCACCCUCGAGUGUUUUUUUUUAAACCAAUC